GAGGGAAGGAGGGAGCGGCGGGGUGUCCGCUGUGGGAAGAUGUCGAGCAGGAGGAGUGUCGGGGACCCGGAGUAUUUAAUGAGGCGCAUCCCUCAGAAUCCCAGAUACCAACAUAUAAAAACCCGCCUCGAUACUGGAAACAGUUUGACAAAAUACACCGAGAAGUUGGAAGAGAUUAAAAGAAAUUACAGAUAUAAAAAGGAUGAGCUGUUUAAAAGACUGAAAGUCACUACUUUGGCCCAGUUGGUCAUCCAGGUUGCCUCCCUAUCUGAUGAAACCUUAGAAGUGACAAAUGAGGAGAUCCACAAGCUGGAAGAUGGCGAUUCUGCUGCUCCAGAUGCAGAUGCUGAAGUCACAGCAGGGACAAAUGGGAAAGGAAGCCCUGAUGGGACACCUAGUCCAGUCCUGUUCAUAAACAACACAGGAGCUGGGGAAUCCUAUCGGUCCACGCUGCAGAGUGUGAUAAGUGGCGUCGGUGAACUGGAUAUAGAAAAGGACACUCCAAAGAAAGCGGACGCUCAGGCUAAAGACAUGCCUUACCCCGACUGCCCCUUCCUGCUUUUGGACGUACGAGACCGAGAUGCGUAUGACCAAUGUCACAUUGUUGGAGCUUAUUCCUACCCUAUCGCAACGCUGUCUAGAACAAUGAAUCCAUAUACAAAUAGUAUUCUGGAAUAUAAAAAUGCACAUGGCAAAAUUAUCAUUUUGUAUGACAAUGAUGAGAGGUUAGCCAGCCAGGCUGCAACAACCAUGUGUGAGAGGGGCUUUGAGAACUUAUUUAUGUUAUCUGGAGGCCUGAAGGUCCUUGCACAGAAGAUUCCAGAAGGUCUGAUCACCGGCUCACUCCCCGUGUCCUGCCAGGUGGCAGCUUCCACUGGAUCUGCCCGAAAAAAGACAUCUCCCAAAGUGCCACCCACACCUGCUGAGAAUAAAUGGAGAUUUUCUGCAGAUGAUCUACAAAAGAUAAAGUACUACUUGGAAGAGGAGCACAUUCCUUCAGAUGCUGCCAGCCGUCUUAGCCGUGGUUCUUCAGGCCGCGAUUCCAAGGUGACAACUGUGAGGAGCAGCCCCAGUCUCCCCAGCACCGCUGGCAACGUGGGAUCCCUCACCGCUCGUUCACUCAGCAGGAGCAGCCUCCAGAACAGGCCGUGGAAAUAAGCAGCGGUGUCGUCUUCCACUGAAUAAAUGAGUGUCCAGGUUCUGGGAACCCUGAGCGGUGCAGCCCAUUUGUCGUUUUAGGAAUCCACAGAGAAAAGCAGCGGUGGUAUAGAAAUGGCAGCUUGGGUAAGGCUGGGGGAGCUGGAACGGUUGACAUUUCAUAGAAGCAGGAACGAUAUCGCUUUGGCAAGGCUGACUUUUAGGUGCGGUGUCAGGACAGAGUUGAUAUAACUGAUUUUGUAGGGGAGGGAGGAAACUGGUAGUAAAGCCUGCGAUCAGUAGAAACGGUUCUGCAAAGCUCAUAGUUCAGACAAAUGAAUUUAUGUCUGUAACGUACUCCUGCGCUGUGCCUGGAACUGCAGACACUGUGAACAGGAGAACACGCGAAGGUAAAUGGGCCAGAAAUCGUCUGUGAGCAAAAACUGUGGUGUUUUGUAGCAGAGAUACAGACAUUCAGCAACUUGCCAAAAUGUUGGAGAGAGGAUUCCGUGGUUUGGGUUUUUUUAAUUUAUGUUAAUGAAUGGAAGUAUUUGUAAUAAAGAUGUUUUUGGAAAUAAUGCCCAGCGUGGCACUGUAACCUGACAGCUGCAUUUUCUCAUGGACAGUUUGUGAAACAGUUCUGUAUUUUUAAAGGUGGGCUGGGAGGAAAAAAUAACUGUGUUUUUUCCUCUUUUUCUCCCUUAUUAUCUGGAAGGUUUGGCUUCUAACUGUGCUUUUCCUGCUCUGCUGUGGUUACAGAGAGCACUACUGUGUGGUGGUUUUGGUUCUAAAUGAGAGAGUAAGGCUGCCAGAUGUGCUGAGCAGGGUUUUAGCUGACAUGUCUUAGAGCAAAAUCAUCUGCUCUGCCCCUCCUCUUGGUGUGCAGGCAGAGUGUCUUCUUAGUUUGACUGCGCGCUGGUGGUUUGCUCCUUUUCCGACUUGCCAGAGCGGGUUGCAGGUCACUAGAGCUGCAGAAAACUACAAUGUACACGGAGGAGCCGGUCACUGACUUCCCUAAGCAUCGUACAGGCAGCUGCCAGUCAGGAGGGAGAGCGUCAUUUUGCUUCAUAAAAUGCUUUUCCGAUAUUUGGAGGCAAGCUGCGUUCUUCAGUGGAGCAGUGAAGAGCUUUGCAGUUCCAGUGCCUGAUAGAGGCUGGAAAUUUAUUCCUAGUUAUGCCCUUGCCAGUGGUUUGGUUUUUUUUUUUGAGUAGCUUCUUUAAGGUUAAGGUGGUUGAAGGGAAACUUUCUUCUGCCCUCUCACCAGGGUCCCUAAAAGCAGGGACCAUGAAUCUGGUAACUGAACAGGGCGUGAAGAUUUCAUUGAAAACAAGUAUUGCAGCUUUCAUCGAAUUGGUGUGUCCACCAUACCAAUAUUAGCUGGGUGACCUAGAAAUCAUCUGAAACUACCCAGUGACGAAGCAGAGUUGCCUACUAGAGACCAUCACAGGUGAUUACGGAGAGAUCCUGCUCUGUAGCCUUGACCUGCAGGAUUGCUCAGGUUGGUCCAGCUUUGGUUUCUUGGGCUUGUGAGGUUUUUGUGCAUGGCUUUUUGGAUUUCAGUGGGGUUUUUUCCCCCCCUUUUUGAAGUAGAAUCUUCAACAUACCCCAAAAUUCACCCGUGGUGUGGAUCAUCAGGGGAUAAUUCUGAUUAAAGGGUAAGGUGAGAGAAAUUGCACCUAAUUUCCAGUUUGGCAAUUUAAGACUCAAAAUCCCUGAGCACAUUUAUUGUGUUUAUUGUGUCUCCACGAGUCUUAAAUCAGAGGAGUGCUGAUACAGGGACUCAGUCUCACUCUGAUGACAACCGUGACCUCAGUGCUCUCCAGAGAAGAGCAAGGUGAUGAGCACAAAGCUCUGAUGCUGUGUAGGGAUCCCCCGGAGGGAGAAUAAGGGGAGAAAUCAAGAGGUGUAGAGCAGAGCCAACAUUUAAAAGGUACUGAACAAAGAGCUGAAUGCCCCCAUGUGUUCGAAUACACAUCUGUAUUUUUAUGCGUAACAAAAUCUAAAUACGGGGCUUACCUUAAAGCUCCCAACUUCCCAAGGAAACCCUUGGGUGCUUUACGUUGUACAAACCAGCUCUAAUUUGUACAAACUGUCCUUCCAACCCCUCAAAAACAGAUGAAAAAAUUAAAGAUCUUAUUUCAGCCCACCCUUAGGAAGCUGGAUGCGUCUCACCAUCUUACUAACUGCUCUGCUUUCUUACCUUCCUAUUUGAUCCUACUUCUGGAAGACUUCUUGUUGGUUUAGUUUUCGAUGUGUUUAUUUUGAAUGAAGUAGUUUGUCCUCUGGGUCAGAGCGGUUGGCUUUCCAUGGAACGGCAGCAUCGCUUCUUGAGAGAAAAGUGUUUAUUUAAGUGGUCUGAGCUCAAAGCAGGAGCCACGGGGGACCUGCUUGUCCACACUCUUCUUCACUCGCAGCCUUGGGAAGCUGACUCAGCUCUUGGGGCUUUAGUUACUGAGAGGUGAUGCUAUUUGGUGGCCUAAUGAAAUAAAUAAAAGCUAAAUAAAACGGAAAUGCCAUGUUUAGCUUUGAACAUAUAACAUGGCUCUUGCAGCUGCGUAGUCUGAUCUCGAUGUCCCGAGUCCCCUGCUCCUUCUUGUACAGCACCUCCAUUUUUAUGUCGUCGUGAAAUAAGAACAUUGAACUAAGCGGUAUCUCCUGUGCGAUUCAGUUGGUAGCUUGCCUAGGCUGGUUGCCUGAAAAAUGAUACUACCUGAUUGAUUUAGCUGAAUGCACGCAGGAGAGGUGAGAGCCAAGAGCCAUUUAUUACGUGCUUGAAAGACACGGACCAGUGCGGCACACAGGGUCCCACGGGUGUGCGAGUGGGAGAUCUCUCAGCUCCACAAGCCCUUGGAAGCGUAUAAAAUGCAUCUAUCUGAAAAUGGGGAUGAGAGCAGUGGUCAUUGUGUUGGCUUAAAGUCCUGAUUUUGGGAGACAGAUCCAAAAUCCCUGGCCCCUGUGGGCUGCGUGAAAACCUCCUUCUGAAACGGACGGAAAAAACUAAUCUGAGCUGUUUAAGAUCUUCCAAAUCCAGGAUGUCAAAGGAAGAGCUGAAUGUACUUUCCCAUUGUCUUGAUGGAUUUUGUAUGUUUUUGGACUCUUGACUUAGUAUUAUUUGGAGGACAGAGUCAAAGUCUAUGUAGUCGGGGAGUUUUAAUUUGUUUAAUAAAAAGUAAAUGAC
Messenger RNA from Grus americana (Whooping crane), 4315 nucleotides. RefSeq names its product centrosomal protein 41 (gene CEP41). Gene Ontology annotation, cellular component: ciliary basal body. The transcript is spliced from 11 exons. Lineage: Eukaryota; Metazoa; Chordata; Aves; Gruiformes; Gruidae. Bases 40 to 1158 code for a protein of 372 amino acids. Gene Ontology annotation, biological process: cilium assembly; protein polyglutamylation. The record is from RefSeq and is a predicted model, not a curated record.